CGCCCUCUUAUGUUCGCCGUUGGACAGGUCGACCGAUCGAGCAACAUGGCGUCGACUUUCAAGCAGGAUAUGCCGCCGAAAGGCGGCUAUCCACCCAUCGAUUACAAGCGAGUUCUUCCAAAAAGGGGGAUGUCUGGCUACAUGAUGUUCGCUACCUGUGCAGCUGUCAUGGGAGUUGGAACAUUUUUCUUUGGCAGACACAACCGACAACGAAGAUUGUGGCAAAGAGAGGAAUACGAAAGUUUCAUCGGUAUCAUGCCACUCUUAAAAGCUGAAGACGAUAGACAGAAGUUGAAAAUACUGAAGUCCAACUUUGAGCAAGAAGCGAUCAUAAUGAAAGACGUACCGGGCUGGAAAGCAGGGGAGAGCAUCUAUGAAAGCAAGCGUUGGAUGGACCCCAUGUUGGUGGACCUCUACUACCUCCAUCCCAAGAAAGUCCGAGACAAGGAAUUGUUCGGCUUCUCCACCUAUGUAUGAGGUGGUUGUUGCUGUGGCAACACAGCAGGGAUCAGUGUUUUUACAGUGUUAUUUUCAAGGGUGGGGAUGUUGCUUUGUUGCAGUGGUUGGAUCAGUCGUGAUCAUAAAUUGUGCAUUAGUUUGUUUGAACAACAUUUACAUACGUUGUAUCAAUUAUUUUUAUAAUUUGUACAACGUUUUUAUCACAUGGGACUUGUAAGACUGUUGUAAGAUGUCAGAAACAAUGGUCUUAUCAAUGGAAGUUAUCAAAUAGUCAAACCCUUACUCUUCAAAAUUUGCCAAUAUUCAGCACCUGGUUUUGCAGAAUAGAUUCAUAACCUAGCAGCACUUUUAUAGUCAUGAUGUGUCCAUUACACUAAUGCACAGAUGUGAUAUUGUGUAUUGAAUUUCAGUGUAUUCUUACUGUUUAUCAAUUGGAAAUGUUCAGGGAAGCAUCUAAGUUAAUGACAAAAUGAACUUCAUUUACAUCAUCGAAGUUCCAUUUUGGUCAAACUAAUCCAAAUUCAUGCAUUUCCUGAGCUCAUAAUCACAUUUUAUUUCCAAAGUAUGCAAGACAUAGCAAUACAUGUCCUUUCAAUAAUCCUCUGUACUGAUGACGUCACACUUUGUCUACGCCCGCGCUUUUCUAUGGAGCUACGAAACAGUCAUCCCCACUAGGCUCCCAUAAGAAAGCACAUGUGUAAACAUAGUGUGACGUCAUCAGUACAGAGGCUUAUUAUUCUGUGGUUUUUUCAGAGGUGAGUAUGUUUACCUAGAUUUCAAUUUCAAUGAUUGCAUGCUGACGAAAAGUUCUGAAUAAUUUCCUUGAUUGCUUAAAUUAAUGUUUAGUUGAGAUUGUGUGACAGUGUUUGUUUGAUAAAACCGUAUUUUAUGAGCUAGGCCACAAUCAAGCGCAAAUACAUAAGUUGUAAAUAAAGUUAACCAUCAAGUUUAAUUCAACAA
Patiria miniata (bat star) is the source of this 1419-nucleotide messenger RNA. It is a transcript of the gene ndufa13, whose product is annotated as NADH dehydrogenase [ubiquinone] 1 alpha subcomplex subunit 13-like. The coding region runs from base 10 to 477 and encodes 155 amino acids. The record is from RefSeq and is a predicted model, not a curated record. The transcript has 4 exons. NCBI's taxonomy places the organism in Eukaryota, Metazoa, Echinodermata, Asteroidea, Valvatida, Asterinidae.